AUGUCAUCCGUCAAGCUCCUCACAAAUGCUAACGGCUUCAGGUCUGCAUCGAGGAGAAUUGUGAGUCGGGACGAGCAAGCAUACCAUGUCAUCACCGAUCGCCGAAAAGCACGAGAUCCACCCAUGAUUGAGCCAGUGGUCCAGUAUCAUGGAAAGUGGCCCUUCUAUCGUUUCAUGGGCAUCCAGGAACCGUUCUCUGUUUUGUUCUCAUUGAUGAACUUUCUUGCCCAUCGGAAUGGCAUGCAGAGAAUUCGCGACUCUAUUCCCGCUCGAUACCCUCUCCGACCAUAUUACUUGGCCUUUGGCUACUUUGGACUCGCCAGUUGGAUAUUCAGCAUGAUUUUUCACACCCGAGACUUUAACAUUACCGAGAAGCUGGACUAUUUCGCUGCCGGUGCCAGUGUUCUCUAUGGCCUUUAUUACUCUCCCAUCCGGGUAUUUCGACUGGAUCAGAACGACCCAAUGAAACAGAGCAUCCUAAGGGCGUGGACGGUUCUCUGCAUUCUCCUUUACGUGGCGCACGUCACUUAUUUGACGGCGUGGAGUUGGGACUAUACCUACAACAUGGCCGCCAAUGUCGUUGCAGGUAUUGUUCAAAAUCUGCUCUGGAGUUGGUUCAGCGUCACGCGAUACCGCAAGCUGCAGAAAUCGUGGGCAGCGUGGCCGGGAUUGAUUGUAGCUUGGAUUAUCAUGGCUAUGAGCUUGGAGCUGUUUGAUUUUCCUCCGAUGGCUGGCAUGAUAGAUGCUCACAGCCUAUGGCAUCUUGGAACCGUGAUACCUACAAUCUGGUGGUAUAGCUUUCUGAUCAAAGAUGCUCAAGAAGAUCUCGCCAGUCAGCGACUCAAAGCAUAA
Molecule: messenger RNA, 852 nt
Organism: Fonsecaea nubica
Lineage: Eukaryota; Fungi; Ascomycota; Eurotiomycetes; Chaetothyriales; Herpotrichiellaceae
Exons: 3
Coding region: 1-852 (283 amino acids)
Biological process (GO): GPI anchor biosynthetic process
Cellular component (GO): endoplasmic reticulum membrane
Molecular function (GO): hydrolase activity, acting on ester bonds
Source: RefSeq, a predicted model, not a curated record